Petromyzon marinus (sea lamprey) is the source of this 1806-nucleotide messenger RNA. The record is from RefSeq and is a predicted model, not a curated record. Lineage: Eukaryota; Metazoa; Chordata; Hyperoartia; Petromyzontiformes; Petromyzontidae.
GGAGGCCGCGGUGCAAAUUCCAAAAGCGCCGCGCCCCGAUAGCGGGGACCGAGGCGGCGGUGAGGAGCGGUGAGGAGGAGCGGUGAGGAGAGGCAGCGGCGAUCGAGAGUUGUGUAACGCCCUUACCCGCCUGCGCUGGACGUCCGUGAAAAAGAGCUUUACAGCUCAUCGGAUUCCUCCAGUACGAAUAAAUAUUGUGGGGCUGUGCCCUGAAGAGCCAUGGAGGAGGUGACACGCAGGAGGACACGAGGAGGAGGAGGAGGCGGUGGGGGGCUGCCCCCUCGUCACGGCCCCCCAGGACUCGUGACGGUCAGCGAGUCGCAGACCAUCAGCAGGCAGGAGCUACUGCGAUCUCUUGAUACCUACAACCUCUACUUGAGGGACCGCAAGGCGCUGCAUCUGACUUGUCACGUGGAUGGGGAUCACGUGCUUGUGCAGGGCGCCCUGCCAGUCACGUGGGCACUCACGCGACCAAUCAGGCUGCAGCUGAGCGACGACCUGCGCUCGCCCACGUGGCUCGCACUUCCUCCUGCCGCAAAUUCUGGGAGGAUGAGCAAGGGCGGCAGAGGCAUGGUUCGCUGGGAUGGGUUCUCAGAUCUCAACACGGUGGGAGAAGCUCCAGAGGCAGCAGCAGCAGCAGCUUUGACCCCCCCAGGGCCCCCCAGGGUCCCUGACCCGGGGCCUGACGCGGAUCUUGGGGCCCUGCUGCGAACCCGCAGCGACGCGGGGGUCCUGCGCAGACAGAAGGGGGGCCGGCGGAGGAAGGGGUGCCCCCCAGUGUCACCGGGGGUGGAGGAGCACAGAGUGUCCAUCAACGGGCACUUCUACAACCACCAGACUGCGGUGUUCACGCCGGAGUUUGGCUGCGUCACAAACGUGGUGAUCAGCAGUGACCUGACGAGCGAGCACGUGAUGCUCCUGCUGCUACAGAAAUUCCGCAUUGAGAACGCCGCACACGACUUCUGCUUCGUUCUGCAGCACAGCACAGGAGAGCGCCGCCGCUUGGCUCCCUCGGAGCGACCCCUCUUGGCCCAGCUGCUGCAGGGGCCGGACGAGCGCGUGGCGCGCAUCCUCAUCGUGGAGGCGGUCACUCACCGUGACGUCACUCACCAGGAGGCCCAGUUUCUGGGCCUGGAUUUGCCUCUGCUCCUUGUGCUGGUUCAGCGCCUGGAGAAGGAGGAGGAGGAGGCGGUGGAGCGGGUGAGGCAACGGUACCGCGAGCUCCGCUCCUCUAUCCGGAGGAAGAUGAGCUCCAUCAGACGCAUGGAGACGUCUGUGUGAGGUUUCACCGCGGUCCCUCGUGUUCGCCAGGGUUCCAACCGGAGCUGCCCAGGGCCGAGCUCCAGAAACUAAUCCCGGCACCCGGCACACCACAACCAGUAUGCCUCUUCUCACUCCGAGGCGAUGCUUACGAGUCACGUGUCACCACCCCAGGGACAUAUUUAUCCCCUGGGGAUUGACGACCCUCUCAGAGGUCAAGGUUGAUGAGGGUUGACCUCCUGGGUCCCUGGUGUGACCCUUGUAGUUGACCGUGGCUCUGGGGGGCUUACAGAGCGGCAGCGCAGUGGUCACAGCGAGAAGCGUCUGGGCGUUCCCCCCCCACCCUCUUCUGCAGAGUGAACGUGUGAGUGGACACAGGCCAGGGGGCAGUCCCCGGUGGGCCGGUCCAUUCAGAGGGCCGGUGGGCCGGUCUGUGUGGCGAAAUGGCCACAUUUUUUGAGAGUGAAAAAAAAAUGUGGCGAAAUGGCCACAUUUUUUGAGAGUACGUACGUGUAUUCUUUUUUUAUUAAAAUAUUUUAUUACUUC